AUGAAUCCAGGAAAUGACACAGGUGUAAGAGUACAACAGUUUACAAUUAUAGGCUUUGACCAUUUAUCUCAUCAAAAACUUCUUGGAUGUCUCAUCCUCAUGUCUUAUUCCCUUACUCUGUUGGGGAGUGGAACAAAUAUAUGCCUCAUUUUAACAGAGAGACGUUUACAUAGACCCAUGUAUAUUCUCAUAUGCAAUUUAGCACUUGUGGAUAUCGUGUUCACUACAUGUGCCAGUACAACAAUGAUUUCAGUUCUCCUUGCAGAGAUGAAAACGAUUUCUUACUACUCCUGUUUUUCAAGAAUGUACGCUUUCCAUGUGGGUGACAUUACAACAUGUUUGGCAUUGUCUUUGAUGGCUGUGGAUCGUUUGGUUGCUAUAAGUCUCCCAUUAAGAUACCACAGCAUUCUCACUAAUUCACGUAUAUUCAUGCUCAUUGCACUCACAUGGCUUAUUGCUAUAUGUGUCAUGAUACCCCUGGGCCUCAUUAUUGUUAAUCUUCCCUACUGUCAGCCAACUAUCAGAUAUGUGUAUUGUGACUACCCUGCAAUGGUGAGGGCUGCAUGUGCAGAUCCAGAACCAUCAUUUCGUACACCAACAAUUAUAGGUGUAUGGGUUCUAUGUGGACAACUUCCAUUUGUCUUUUUAACAUAUGUGAAGAUUGCGUACACUGUUCUAAAAUUGCCAAAUAAGGAAAGUCAGCGACAAAUGAUCGAAACAUGCACUUCUCACGUUAUCGCAGUCGCCUGUUACUUUGUACCAAAAGUAGUAUCUAUGCUGCUAACUAGAAUAGGUGUUAAACUUAAUCUUACCGAGCGGAAUUCUGUGGUCAUUGUGUCUUCAACUGUUCCCUCACUUCUUAAUCCAAUAGUUUAUUGUUUGAGAACCAAGGAAAUCAGAAUGCAAUUGCUGAAAAUAUUGUCAAACCUCAUGGCAAGGAAGGAAUCGCCAAGUGUUAGGACAAAAAAGCAGUAUUUUACUUAA
This is a messenger RNA of Chanos chanos (milkfish), 984 nucleotides long. RefSeq names its product olfactory receptor 10G4-like. The record is from RefSeq and is a predicted model, not a curated record. Lineage: Eukaryota; Metazoa; Chordata; Actinopteri; Gonorynchiformes; Chanidae. Gene Ontology annotation, cellular component: membrane. Gene Ontology annotation, molecular function: olfactory receptor activity; G protein-coupled receptor activity; odorant binding. The transcript is spliced from 2 exons. Gene Ontology annotation, biological process: G protein-coupled receptor signaling pathway; detection of chemical stimulus involved in sensory perception of smell. The coding region runs from base 1 to 984 and encodes 327 amino acids.